AUGGCCAUGUGGCUUACGGCGGUGGUAGUUGCGGCAUAUGGUGAAGCAGUGGCGGCGUACGAUUGUCUUGUGGCUUAUGGUGUUCAUGUGACUGCUGAUUCUUCUCCUCUAUCUUCACUUCUUGUUGUGGCAGCUUUAAGAGCUUUUAAUCGCGAAAAUCUUGGCCGGAGGAAGAAAAGGGCUUGGGAAGGACACUCUCACCCUUUUUACAAGGUUGAUUUGAUGGAUAAGAGUUGGAUAGAUUUAUGUGAUUCAAAAUCAGCUGAGUAUGUCUCUGGAGUUAAUAGCUUCUUGGAAUUUGCAUUUAGGGACAAGUCUUCUGAUUCACAAAUUGUGUGCCCUUGGUAUAAGAAUUGGACAUACCAUGGAGAACCUUAUGUAUGUCAGCGAAGAGGGGAUACUUCACAUAGUGGGAAUGAAAAUGUUAGGGAUGAUAUGGUUGGAAUGCUUCAUGAAGCAAUGGGAAUUCCUAACGUCCAUAGAAAUAUAGACAAUGAUUCUCAAUCAUCACCUGAGAAUAUUGAACAGAAUGUUGAUGAUGCAACUAAAAGAUUUUUUGAAUUAUUGAAAGAUGCAGAGUCUGAACUGUAUCCUGGAUGUGUUAAGUUCACAAAAUUAUCAUUUAUUGUUCGUUUGUUACUUUUGAAGGUAACGAACGGGUGGACUGAUACUUCCAUUGACAUGCUUCUUCAACUUUUGAAAGAGGUAUUCCCAGAGGCAAAAAUUCCCACCUCAUUCUAUGAAGCCCAAAAGCUGAAUGAUGAUUUGGGUUUCACUUGUGAAACAAUUGAUGCUUGCCCUAAUAAUUCUUCUGAAAUGAAAUGGCAUGCGAAAGAACGGGUGGAUGACGGAGUUUUUAGGCAUCCUGCUGACUCCCUUGCAUGGAAACAGUUUGAUGUUAAAUGGCCUGAAUUUGCAAGUGAUAGUCGCAAUGUUAGACUUGGACUUGCAUCAGAUGGGUUCAACCCUUUCAGAACGAUGAACAUCGCUCAUAGCACGUGGCCUGUUGUGAUUGUCGUAUAUAACUUACCGCCAUGGCUGUGCAUGACUCAAUCUUCCUUCAUUCUAUCUAUCCUAGUUGAUGGGCCCAAAAGUCCAGGAAACAAGAUAGAUGUUUACAUGCAACCAUUAAUUGAUGAUUUGAAGGAACUAUGGUCCACGGGUGUACCAACUUAUGAUGCAUCCACCAAUGAAAUGUUUGAAUUGCGUGCGACACUUUUAUGGACCAUUAGUGAUUUUCCUGCCUAUGCAAUGCUAUCUGGUUGGAGCACUAAGGGAGAAUUACGUCGAGAUAAAGUGUCGUUCAAUGGAAAAAUAGAAUUGGAUUCUAAGCCUUCAACAUUAUCUGGAGUUGAUUCUUUAAGGCAGUUAGAUUCAUAUGACAUCUUGACUGAGUACAAAAAAGAGGAUUUGAAGAAAAGAAGAAGGGAUGAUUAUGAGAGACAAAGCUCAAGGAUUCCAAAGGAACACAAUUGGAAAAAGAAGAGCAUAUUUUUUGAGUUAGAAUAUUGGCAGCACAAUUUAGGCCGACACAAUAUUGAUGUGAUGCACACUGAGAGAAAUAAUUUUGAUAACUUGCUUUUUACAUGCAUGAGUACUCCUGGCAAAACAAAGGAUAAUUUGAAUGCUCGACGCGAUCUCAAAGAUAUGGGAGUUAGGGGUCCAUUACACCCCCAAGAAUCAAGUGGUUCCACUAAGAUUAUUUUGCAACCUGGUUCUUUUGCAAUGAGUAGAAAAGAUAAAGAGAUAUUUUGUAAGGUCCUAAAAAAUUUGAAGGUUCCUGACGGAUAUGCAUCUAAUAUAUCAAGGCGUGUAAAUUUGAAUGAUCGGAGUAUAUGGGGUCUCAAAAGUCAUGACUGUCACAUAUUUAUGCAACAACUACUCCCAAUUGCUAUACGACGAGUAUUGCCCAAAAAUAUUGUACAAGUAGUGAUUGAAUUAUCCAAUUUUUUUAGGCAAUUAUGUUCGAAAGUGAACACAAGAGCUCAAUUGGAAGACAUUCAAGAACGCAUUGCACUUACGCUUUGCAAUCUUGAGAGGAUUUUUCCUCCAUCUUUCUUCGAUAUAAUGGAACAUUUACCCAUUCAUUUGGUUGAAGAGGCUUUAAUAUGUGGAGCUGUGCAUUUUAGGUGGAUGUAUCCAAUUGAAAGAAUGCACAUGUCAUUACUUGCGGGGCAAUAUCCACGUGCGGGAAGGAACCAUAUCCAACGGAUUCACAAUGAAACAUUCCACGAGUGGUUUAAGAACCAUAUACGUGAUUUGCAACGUAAUUCCACUACACAAAUCUCUGAUGUGGUUAAAAAGUUGGCGUGUGGUCCUGACAAGUGGGCUCGUAGCUUCAAUGUUUGCAUUGUGAAUGGUUUCAGAUUUCGAACAAAGAGCUAUGAAGAGUCUAAGGCAACUCAAAAUAGUGGAGUUAUGCUUAGAGCUAGCACUUUAAGCUUUGCUAGUGCAAGAGAUAGAACUCCACAUGAGGGACAAGUUAUAUAUUAUGGGGUUCUAACACAUAUCAUUAAAGUUAGAUAUACGAAUGAUCUUCAGUACACUCUAUUCAAGUGUGAUUGGAUUGAUAAUGAGAGAGGAAAAAUGGAAGAUGAAUUCAAGUUCACACUGGUGAACUUUAGCCGCUUGAUGUAUGGUGGUAAUAAUAUUAGGGAUGAACCAUUCAUUUUAUCUAGCCAAGCAGAACAAUGUUGGUAUGUGGCUGAUCCGAUUGAUUCAAAUUGGAAUGUUGUAAUGAGAAUGUCACUUAGAGAUAAUUUUGACAUUUACUCAAGAUUCCAUGAUACUGAUGGUUAUUUUCCACAACCCCUUGAUGAUCGCCCAAUUGCUCGUGAGCAAGAUGCCACUUGGGUGAGACAAGGGGUGGAGGCUAUUGCUGUUGACACAAUGUUGAACUUGAAUGAAACUGAAAGACAAAUGAAUGAAAAUGAAGAUGCUUGA
Molecule: messenger RNA, 2943 nt
Organism: Zingiber officinale
Lineage: Eukaryota; Viridiplantae; Streptophyta; Magnoliopsida; Zingiberales; Zingiberaceae
Exons: 9
Coding region: 1-2943 (980 amino acids)
Source: RefSeq, a predicted model, not a curated record